Molecule: messenger RNA, 1260 nt
Organism: Naegleria fowleri
Lineage: Eukaryota; Heterolobosea; Eutetramitea; Acrasida; Naegleriidae
Exons: 3
Coding region: 1-1260 (419 amino acids)
Molecular function (GO): RNA helicase activity; ATP binding; RNA binding
Source: RefSeq, a predicted model, not a curated record
AUGAGCAAGAAGGAUGACUUGUUGAAUAACUUUUACAAUUUUGAACUGGAAACUCCAAAAGAAUUUGAAAAGAUGGACAUUGUCAAGAAUUUAUAUGUGGAACAUCCGAGUGUCAAAGCCAUGAAAAACGAGUCCGAGGUACGAGCAAAAGAAGACAUCAAAGUUUUCUGCUCUCGUAAAGGAACUCCAAUCCCAAAGCCAGUUUUACUCUUUUCACAACUCAAUUUUCCAUCUUUUAUUCAAAAGCAAAUCCAAGAAAUGCAAUUCAAAGAACCAACAGCUAUUCAGAAACAAACAUGGCCAAUUGUUUUGCAAGGUUAUGACAUGAUUGGUUUGGCCGAAACUGGCAGUGGUAAAACGUUGGCAUUUGUAUUGCCAGGUUUAAUGCAUGUGUUGGCUCAAAAAGAGCUAAAGAAGGGAGAAGGACCGGUCAUGGUCAUUUUGACACCAACUCGAGAGUUAGCCAUACAAAUUCACAAGGAAUGUGAAAAAUUUUGUAAUGCAAGCCAAUCGGAAAGCAAACCAAUCAAGAUUGCUUUAUUGGACGAAGCAGACCGAAUGUUGGAUAUGGGUUUCAAUCCUCAAAUUUCUCAAAUUGCAUCUCAAAUUACUCCAGAACGACAAACUCUAUUUUUCAGCGCAACUUGGAAUCGUGCUGUUCAGUCCAUGGCCAUGUCUUACGUAAGCAAAACCGAGCCACACUUUAUUGUAAAUAUUGGAUCGAUAGAGACCAGUGCCAAUCACAAUGUUAAGCAAUCCUUUAUGUUUAUUCAAGAUAGCGACAAGAUGGCAAGACUAAUUGACAUGUUGGACAAACUUAUCAAGAAUCCUGAGGAUUGUUGGCCCUCACUAAGUAUUCACGGAGAACGAAAGCAAGAGGAAAGAGAGUGGGUUUUGAAUGAAUUUAGAAGUGGAGACACUCCGAUUUUAGUUGCGACCGAUGUUGCUGCAAGAGGUUUGGACAUUGAGAAUGUGAGAUUUGUCAUUAAUUAUGAUAUGCCUCACGAUAUUGAUUCCUAUAUUCACAGAAUUGGUAGAACUGGACGGGCAGGCAAAGAAGGAAAUUCUGUUUCGUUUUUCACUCCUGAUGAUGUUCAGUUGUGUGCACCACUCAUCAAGGUACUUGAGGAGGCUGAGCAAGAAGUGCCUGAAAAGUUAUUGAAACUGCACGAUCUCACUAUCAAGUCGCACGGAGAAUUAAGUAUUUCUCAACAAAAAGCAAAGGACAAGCUUGAUAUUUUACAAAAUAAAAAGAAAUAA